AUCUCAUAUUUAUUUACAACAAAGUGCAAGCAAAUAGGCGAAGCAAUUUUGUAGCUGUUUAAUGUAAAAAUAAAUAUUUGUGCCUGCCAAAAUGCUUCGCUACCGAGGCGUGAAACAGGCGCUAGAUGCCGUAUCUCAAUUGGAUGCAUUCCCUAAAGUGAAGGAAGAAUUUGUUCAGCCAACCAGAGUCGGUGGAACAUUGUCGCUCAUAAGCCGGUUGGUGAUCAUAUUUUUAAUCUACAAUGAAGUUUCAUAUUACCUAGACUCGCGAUUGAUUUUUAAAUUCGUCCCCGACACCGAUCUGCAAUCCAAGUUGAAAGUGCAUAUCGAUCUGACGGUUGCGAUGCCUUGCAAAUCGAUAGGAGCCGACAUUCUGGAUUCAACUAGCCAGAACGUAUUUUCGUUCGGUAUACUGCAGGAAGAAGACACUUGGUUUGAGCUGUGUCCGAGCCAACGGAUCCACUUCGAUUUCAUGCAGCACCACAAUUCCUACCUUCGCAACGAGUAUCACUCGGUUGCCGAGAUUUUGUACAAAUCGGACCACGCAGUUGUGUACAGCAUGCCCGAACGUGUGUAUAUUCCAGAGAGGCCCCAUGAUGCAUGCCGCAUACACGGUGUGCUAACGUUGAACAAGGUUGCUGGUAAUUUCCAUAUAACUGUAGGAAAAACGGUCCAUUUUUCACGUGGCCACAUUCAUCUGAAUAGCAUUUUCGCAAAUACGCCUACGAAUUUUUCUCACCGGAUCAAUCGAUUUAGCUUCGGAGAGCAUACUGCCGGUAUCAUACAUCCACUUGAGGGAGAUGAAAAGAUUUACAACAACGGUAAGUGUUCGUAUUUGAUGGUUAAAAUUAGAACUGAUUUUUUUUUUAAUUCAUCAGGUCAAGUAAUGAUGCAGUAUUUCAUCGAAGUCGUUCCUACCGAUGUGGAAAAGUUUUACUCACAUUCCAAAACCUACCAGUACACGGUGCGGGAGAAUUUGCAGCACAUUGAUAUCGAUAAGGGAAUGCAAGCGGUUGCCGGUAUCUACUUCAAGUACGACAUGUCUGCUCUGCGAGUAAUCGUCCGGCAGGAUCGGGACGGCAUUGCCCAGUUCAUCGUACGGCUGUCGUCGAUCAUUGCCGGCAUUGUCGUAAUAUCUGGAUUCCUCAGCAAGUGUAUGCAUCUGAUCGGCGAUCUGUGUUGUCCGCGAAGCCAUGACCGAUUACCGACCGAAACUGCCACGCCGAAGCCCUGUAAGGAGCAAAACCUAACGAAAGGUGCAAUCGUUAUCAGUUGACGAGCAUAUUUGCAUGCCACCCGCCCCAUCGGCAAAAGUGGCUCAUAGGCUUGCUGUUUUGAUUAGCGAAAGUGUAUCAAGAUCUGAAACGAAUAAAACGAUUUAAGUGAUAAU
Anopheles coustani is the source of this 1390-nucleotide messenger RNA. Its product is annotated as endoplasmic reticulum-Golgi intermediate compartment protein 2. Gene Ontology annotation, cellular component: endoplasmic reticulum; COPII-coated ER to Golgi transport vesicle; membrane. The record is from RefSeq and is a predicted model, not a curated record. The transcript is spliced from 5 exons. Gene Ontology annotation, biological process: endoplasmic reticulum to Golgi vesicle-mediated transport; retrograde vesicle-mediated transport, Golgi to endoplasmic reticulum. NCBI's taxonomy places the organism in Eukaryota, Metazoa, Arthropoda, Insecta, Diptera, Culicidae. The coding region runs from base 92 to 1276 and encodes 394 amino acids.